CGGUUUUUGGGACAAUUUUCGACAUGCCGAAAGCAACGAGAAAAAAGAAGCUCAAAGCGGAGGAUUUCAGAAAAACCAAGCUCAAGGUCGGGAAAAAGAAACCUCCCGCCACAAACCAAACUGAUGUUUCCUUUCGCUCGCAAGCCAUUGUCGUUCCCUCUCAAAGUAUUAUCGACGAGAAGGCUUCCUCUGACCUUGUUAACAGUCGCAAACAAAGCCUCAAAGAUAUUAUAGUGCAAUUAAAACAUUACAAUGCACAAACGCGGAAAGAUGCGUUGGUGGGGAUUAAGGACCUUCAUAACAGACAUCCCGAGGCGCUACAUGCCCAUCUUAGCACACUUCUUGAUGCUCUUUCCAAGCUUCUUGUUGAUGAUGAUGGAAACGUUCGAAAGACGCUGCUUUCCUUUUUGAAGGAUUUGAUGCCUACUAUACCAAAGGGUCACUUUCGACCGUUCAUGUCACUUUUGAUGGCGUACACCUGCUCUGCUAUGACACACAUAUCGGAAGAUAUUAGGCUAGACGGAUUGAGGUUCUUAAGAAUAUGGCAGGAUAAUUACCCGGAUUUAAUCGCUACCUAUGCAGACAAGGUUAUUCCAAAUUUCCUUUCAAUGUUGUCAACCGGCGGUAAAUCCCAGAGCUCAUCUUCCAUCGGCACGGGUUCGUCUUUACUCGUGAAUCCCCGCAGUCAACUUGGCAGCGCAAAGUCUAGAGUGGACGUUCUGGACAGUCUUCACAGGUUUCUGCAGCUGGUCCUGGAAACUGGAAACGAUACCUGGUGGUUUCUGGCCAUGUCCACCAGGUCCGAAGACUCGGCUAGCACCGAUCAAGCGCCAGAAUUUGUUGCUUAUCAACCGCGCGGUUUAGUUAUCCACGGUUGGAGUGAGGUGCUAGGCAGGCCUCACCAUGCUCGUAGCAGCCUUCGUGAAAGCGACCACCUAGAUUUGUUUACCGCAACAAGCACAUCCGCACCACAUGAUCGUUUAGUGAUAGAUCAUGGUGGUAAGGGUGAGAAUGUAGUGCGCAAUCUGUACGACUUAGCAGAGUUUGACCAGUUGAAGGCUUUCACGGAUGUCAUCAUGCCGGUCCUUGUUGAUAUAUGGUUGGAGGCCUCACCGACGGCAUUUUCUGCGGGGUCCAUAACUCUAUCACCCGCUCUUUCCGUCAUGCAUACUGUUUUGAGAAUGACAAACUUGAUUUGGAGGGCUUUACUAUUCACUGAGAAGAAGCGAGCAGACAGUGGUUGGGUCGACUCGUGGUUAACGACAAUCUCCAAGCAUUUUGCGGUUCACUUUCCCUUCGGAAGCAGCAACUUCUCCCUCCGGGAAAAGCAGGUGGAUACAGUUUUACAAGAUAUGAAUAUCCUCUUUUGCGAGAUUCUGUCCCAUUUCCUUUUGGGAGGGCAGUCGAGUAAGCCGGAAGGAGCGUUCCACUGGCGGGACCGAAUGUUUGAAUAUGUUCUGGAGUUGUUUGAUGGCAAGAAAACGAUGGAUCGUUCUCCAAGAACGCCUGCGACAAUCGUAAGCCUCACUAACCAGCAAUUAGAAGCCACCUAUCCUGUGCUAUGGACGUUACUCAAUACAUUGGAUAGCGGCGAAUGUGCGGAUCUAAUGCGCGCUUUCUUACGAAAUGCUCAGUUGUUAACUGACCUCCGAUCUGCGAGACGCUCCUUCACCUUCAUAUGUAAAAUACUAAAGCUACAGGACCGGCGUCAGUAUAUUGGCAAGUUUAAAGUAUCUGCAAAUGAGCAGCUGUAUGACAUUAUACAGAAAUGGCUUUUGGGGUUGCCAAAAAAACUGUGGCAGCUAAAAAUAUCUGAUCAAGCAUUCAGCAAGGAUAUCAUUGACAUGCUGGCAUAUACCCUCAGAAAUGACCUUUGCGGAUUUGCUUCCGACAAAGCAUUCACAUCCGGUCUGCAGACCGCGAUCAUUCCAUUUUUCCAGGUCACCACAGCAAAAGGUCCACUAUUUGGUCCUUUCGUGGACUCUUCUCCCACCGUUCAACAUGCUGCCGUAGCGUUGCUCUAUUAUCUGCCAGCGUGGCCCGAUAAGCUGAUUCGUGGAGUCGCCACCUGUGUGACAAACUUUUCGGUAUCAGCUGAUAUCGUCGGUCAGACACUUGAGAUACUUGGGCGCCGACAAAAUCAACCGGCAACGUGUCUGCCUCUUGAAGUCUACGCGAGCAUUUUGAUAACCGUAGGCAUCGUGGGACAUGUGACCUCGGAGAUGGCUGCUUUGCAAACGCAGGACGUAUCGAAACACCCGUCGGGGCGAAUGAUGAUCAUUCGCGGGAGGAAUGAGGUCAUCGAGGCGAAAUUGAGAAAGAAGGAGAUCAACGCCGAUGAUUUCUGGAAACGGCGACUGGCGAUUACGCAGCGAGCUCUCACUUUGUUGUCACAUCCGUCUAUCGAUGGAGCAUUGUUUGUACCUGCUUUGCAGGAAUUGAUGCAGAUGCAAGCACUACCAGUAGAUACCUACUACGGAAUCGCAAGUGCCAUACAUUGCAUCGCCAAGUCUGCGGCAUUGUCAAAUUUGGUAUCCGUGCAAAUUACGGCAGAUAUCUCUCGCGCAUUGAUUGCCACAAUGGAAAUGAAUUAUGUCAGUGGGGAUUUUCAUCAGAAUCGUGAGACUUUCGUUCAUUGUUUCCAAAUUUCAUCGCUCCUGCUACUCCAAUUACCGGAUCUGGCGAGUUCGGUCAUCAAGAUGGUCUCGACGAACAUUCAGGAACGUACUAGGGUUUCUGCCGAUCAACCAUCUGCCAAUGAGAUAUGUGCGACAUUCAAAGUGAUGACAAGGUUGAUCCUAGGAAAUGAGCAAUUGAGAGACCAAGUUAUGGGUGGUGUCGACUCCCUCAAAGAAUUACGCCUGAUGGCGACCACAUUGAAGGACCUUGCGAAGCGCAGUGAGAAAGUAGGAACUGAGAUGCUGAAGGAGGAAAUUGAGAUGCUUUGCCGGCUUUUGGGUUUGUAAAGAGUAUGAUGAAGGGGAGUGUAGUACAGAUGAAAUCCUGUUUAAGAGUCCCUUUUUAUGUAGAGCUUAGAGUUAGAUGGUUCUGUAUAUAAUUUGUAGAAUGGCUUUCCCGACUGCUGACAUUUCUACUCUGUGUCAUCUACUUCUUCCAAAUAUGAAUUCACCUUUGCCGCCG
Spizellomyces punctatus DAOM BR117 is the source of this 3141-nucleotide messenger RNA. RefSeq lists its product as uncharacterized. Gene Ontology annotation, cellular component: nucleus. The record is from RefSeq and is a predicted model, not a curated record. Lineage: Eukaryota; Fungi; Chytridiomycota; Chytridiomycetes; Spizellomycetales; Spizellomycetaceae. The coding region runs from base 24 to 2966 and encodes 980 amino acids. The transcript is spliced from 25 exons.